Molecule: messenger RNA, 642 nt
Organism: Monoraphidium neglectum
Lineage: Eukaryota; Viridiplantae; Chlorophyta; Chlorophyceae; Sphaeropleales; Selenastraceae
Exons: 5
Coding region: 1-642 (213 amino acids)
Source: RefSeq, a predicted model, not a curated record
AUGCGGAUCGGUGUCAUCGGCGCGGGAAAUGUGGGCAAGACCCUGGGAGGGCAGCUAGCCACUAAGCACACGGUCAAGUAUGGCUGCCGCGACCCUGCAAAGCACCCCGGCAUCGGCGCCGCCCCUGUGCCCAGCGUCUGCGACUGGGCAGAGGUUCUGCUGGUCUGCACCCCGGGGUUCAGCACCGCCGCGGAGGCCGAGGCGCUCGCCACGAGCUUCGGGCCCGGCGUUAGAGGCAAAGUGUUCAUAGAUGCCACGAACCCCCUGUCGGCCUGGCCCAAGCUUGAAGGGGCCCUGCCGUCGUCGUAUGUGUUCAAGGCUUUCAACACCAUCGGCCUCGAACACAUGGCCGCGCUCGGCCCACAGGGCGCCGCCGUUUUCGGCGGCGAGGCCGCCGCCAUAGAACGAGGGCCCAUCACCAUGUUGUACGCGGGGGCAGAGGAGAAGCGGGCCGUUGCAGCUGCGAUCAUUUCAGAUGUGGGAUUCGACCCUCGCUACGUCGGCCCCAUCAGGUACGCGAGGAACCUGGAGGCAAUAGCGGAGCUCUGGAUUCACUGCGGCAUCGGCGCCGCGGGGCUGAACCCAACCGUGGACUGGGGCGGGGACUUUGCAUUCCAGGUGGUCGGCGGGCGCAAGGGCUGA